UUGAUUUUGAGUUUGACAGCGUCAUCACCGCCGCUUUCGUGACUUUCAAUUUUGUUUUCUGUUUGUGAAAUAAUUUGCUUAAAAACUUAGAAUCCAUAAUGGCUGCGUCCGUGGUCGACACGUACUCCGAUCCCAGCAUGAGCUGGAUGAACGCUCCCCACAGCACCGGCACUUCUAUCAUGGCGUGCGAGUACGACGGAGGAGUUGUCAUCGGCGCCGACUCCAGGACGACUACAGGAGCCUACAUCGCCAACAGAGUGACCGACAAGCUGACCAGAAUCACCGAACACAUCUACUGCUGUAGAUCUGGUUCGGCCGCCGACACACAGGCCAUUGCGGAUAUUGUUACAUACCACCUUAACUUCCAUAAAAUGGAACUAGGAGAGCCACCUCUAGUGCAGACUGCUGCGGCUAUCUUCAGAGAGUUGUGCUACAACUACCGUGAUUCUCUUGUAGCUGGUAUACUUGUUGCUGGAUGGGAUAAGAAGAAAGGGGGUCAAAUUUAUUCAGUACCAAUUGGAGGAAUGGUGCAGCGUCAAGCCGUGUCCAUUGGAGGUUCGGGCUCCAGCUAUGUUUACGGUUAUGUUGACGCCAACUUCAAACCCAAAAUGACAAAAGAAGAAGCCAAAAAGUUUGUGACCAACACUCUUACCCUGGCCAUGUUGAGGGAUGGUUCUUCGGGUGGUGUGGUUCGUCUCGGUGUGAUAUCUGAAGCUGGUGUGGAACGUUCCGUGAUCCUGGGUGAUCAGCUGCCUAAGUUUUAUGAGGGUUAAGGUUCUUUUAUUAUAAUACAAUUUACUUUAUA
Aricia agestis (brown argus) is the source of this 805-nucleotide messenger RNA. It is a transcript of the gene Prosbeta1, whose product is annotated as proteasome subunit beta type-6. Lineage: Eukaryota; Metazoa; Arthropoda; Insecta; Lepidoptera; Lycaenidae. The record is from RefSeq and is a predicted model, not a curated record. Gene Ontology annotation, molecular function: threonine-type endopeptidase activity. Gene Ontology annotation, cellular component: proteasome core complex. The coding region runs from base 99 to 773 and encodes 224 amino acids. The transcript has 4 exons.